Messenger RNA from Pomacea canaliculata, 1891 nucleotides. RefSeq lists its product as uncharacterized. The transcript has a single exon. Bases 800 to 1396 code for a protein of 198 amino acids. NCBI's taxonomy places the organism in Eukaryota, Metazoa, Mollusca, Gastropoda, Architaenioglossa, Ampullariidae. The record is from RefSeq and is a predicted model, not a curated record. Gene Ontology annotation, biological process: hemocyte migration.
GAUAAGCUGUAGCGAGGCGUUGCAACGAUCUGCCAAACACUUCACAGACGGAUCUGAAUGUGAACGCUGCUGGAAGAGAGAUGUCUUCAGUUCUGGGUGGCAUCUACUAAGUUUAUUACUGCAACAGUCGAAACUCUUCACGUUUGGCAUCACAACUGAAUAGUAAGACAAUAAAGCUGUGUUUGUUUACCUCUUUAAUCAUCUUUUCUGCCCAUCAACGAAUCUUUGUAAGGCAGUUAAGAAUAGAGGAACGUGUGACCCGCAAGGACCAUCAGAAGCGACACCAAGAUGCUGCAACUGUACCCGUGGGUCGCUGGUGGAUACUUUUAUGUUUAACCGUCAUUGGAAGUCUUUUUACGACAGUCGACCUCACAGAACUCGAGACUGGCAGAAUGCUUACUCGUACAGACGAAAGUGUUUCAUCGUACAUGGAGUCGAAGCCAUUAGUUGACCAGCAUGAUGUACUGAUGAUGUGUGAAGGCCUCGGUGAGCAAGCUCUCAGACAUAUUCUAAGCUCAAAGUCGAAAUAUCUGGCAGGACACAAGACGAAAUAUGCAAACGAUUACACACCAGCCAACCACAUCAACGUAGACAACGAACGUUUUUCACCGUUCACAAAUGAAAUGCCAAUUGAUGACAAAAUGCGGAGGUGCAGUGAGCUAGGUGAUGAAGCUAUUAGACGGAUUCUGAGGUCAGAGUCUUAUGAUUCUUCUCAACAUGGAGCCAGGAAGAUUAAUGGGAACGAACAGCUAACCAUAGGAAGUCCACGCGGAGCCCAGAAUACGCUUCGGACACUGGCAUGGACCUUGCAAAAGUACAAACAGAAAUGGAUCAAAUGUUUUCGCACCCCUUCUACCACUGCCGCAUCCCCCAGCGUCAAAGCAUCAAUGUUGAAGACCCCGACAAGCUGGGUAGAACUCUCAUCCCUGCUAGUGCAGUCGUCUUCACGUGCCGCAAGGACAAUGGCUGUUGUCCUCCUGGGAAGAUCUGCGGCAUGAAGACAGGAGAAGAGAUUGUAUUGAAAUUCAUGGCCCUUCAGAAAGGCAACGACGGAAAUUUCUUGACAGGAGUAGUAGCCGCAUCCUUCACCAACCACACAGAGUGUAAAUGUCACCCAAAGUCAAAAUGUCCCCAAAGAUGUCCUUCUACGUUCCGAAUGCGUCGACGAGGAAAAAAAUGUGCUUGUGAAUGUAGAUCGAAGGGCGAUGACAAAAUGGAGUGUCAGAGAAUCAAGAAUGGGGACAAAGCUUUAAAAAGGAGGGAUCUGAACUGUAUCAAGAAAAGACGUUGCGCGAUGCCUACAUGCACCUUUGGUCAGUUCAAUGUCGAUGAAGGCAAGUGCCCGAAGGCAUCAGUAUCAACACAUCAGUACAAAUACAUCGACCUCCUCAUUUGAAGACAAGUUGGAGAGACAUCAAAGACAAGCGGUACCAACUAGCAGCGAAGGGGAUGUGGGUGGUGACCAGACGUUACUAUGGCUACGGAACGAACUCUAAGAUCCGUCUAGAAACAGGGAUGCAUAAAGUCUUCGGGUUACUUCUUAAUCUGUUAUUUCAAGUUGAGAAAUAUUGCGGAAGCAUCAGUAGGCGUGCUUAAUGGUGAAUACAUCUAAAACAAGGUCGGAGUUGUUGAUAUUUUUUAUUUCACAUUAUUUCGAACAGUCGAACACAGAACACUCUGUGGAGGACAUCUGGAACAAUAUAAGAGAAUGGAAGGAACAGAAUAGCGCGAGGCUUGAAGAACAUUAACAUUCUGAAGUGGAAUUUUAUAAAAAUUACGUGGUUUGUUUUAAUUCAAUUUGUUUGUAAACAGAAAUAAUGUAAAGCGCAUCCACAGAUAUCUGAAGCUGUUUGUUAUGUGAAUUUUUUGAAUAAAAAGAGCGUAGCAAGCA